This is a messenger RNA of Colius striatus (speckled mousebird), 3669 nucleotides long. RefSeq names its product DDB1- and CUL4-associated factor 12-like. Bases 910 to 2271 code for a protein of 453 amino acids. Gene Ontology annotation, molecular function: protein binding. The transcript is spliced from 9 exons. The record is from RefSeq and is a predicted model, not a curated record. NCBI's taxonomy places the organism in Eukaryota, Metazoa, Chordata, Aves, Coliiformes, Coliidae. Gene Ontology annotation, cellular component: Cul4-RING E3 ubiquitin ligase complex.
CCAUCAAGGAAGAUCUUACAUGCCACCCAGGCAGGUGGACCACCAUGGAGAGAGGCAUCCAGUACCUGAGGGAGUUAGCUUUGCUGGAGAUGAUUUAUGAUGAGCAGUUACCCACUAGUACACAAAAGUUUCUACGAAGUGCACCACCGUCUUAUGCCAAUUCAUUGGCAGUCAUGUCCUGGAAAGAAGGCAAUGGGCAAACGGUCUUAACGAACACAGUCCUUAACGAACUUCUCUGGUGUGGGUUCUUCCCAGCAGCUGCGUUUUCUGCCAAUACAGGGUCCCUCACGUGGGACGCAGUCCUUAUUGGAUAUCUCUGGUGUGGAUUCUUCUCCACAGUUGCAGCUCCUGCAGAUACAGGGUCCCUCCCUUGGGACAUAGCCUCUUCUGGGCAUAAUUUUAAUGAGCUUCUUUGGCGUGGGUUUCUCCUGACAGUCACAGCUUCUGUGAAUAUUGAUUCCCUCAACACUGCUCCUGUUUCAUUUCUCCUUAUCCUUUUUCUUUCCUCUGCCAUGUCACUUGCCAAACGGCAAUCCUUGGCUUUUGGAUGACUCAAAUUUUGGCCUCUAUCAGCACAGGAAGAAGGGUCUAUGAGCCAGCCUGUGCCUCUCCUCUGGUGAAGCCAACAGUUCCAUCCCGCCGCCUCGCUGCUCUGCCUCCUCCGGUUGCUAGGAAACGAGGCUCUGAGGUGGGGAUAGUGUGCCACCGCAAAGGUGCGACGCGACUGUCGUAAAAAGAAUUUCCUUGGGACAAUGUCGUGAAGUGCGGUCGGCAGGCCCUGCGUAGGAGCGAGUGACUAGGCCCAGCUCCCCGCACCUAUGUGCCCCGUCCCUCGGCAGGCCCUCCUCACCUGCUCCAUGUGGGGCCCAGGCUCGGCUCUCGGCACCUCCUCCUCUUUUUUCUUCUACUAUGGCCCGGAAAACAUUUAGCAGGAAGCGGAAAGCGGUAGCGGCUACCGCCGCGGGGCCUGGGGGGCUCCAGUAUGGGUGGGAUCACUCAGUUCACAAAAGGAAAAGACUGCCCCCAGUGAAAAGGUCUCUGGUGUACUACCUGAAAGGUAGAGAAAUCAGGAUGCAGAAUAAGUCUAGCUAUCACCGCUUGUUGUAUGGGUAUGCUGCUCAGCAACUUCCCAGCCUCCUGAAGGAGAAAGAAUUUCACCUCGGAACCCUUAAUAAAGUGUUUGCUUCCCAGUGGCUAAACCACCGACAAGUAGUGUGUGGGACAAAAUGCAACACAUUAUUUGUAGUAGAUGUCCAGACUGGUCAAAUUACCAAGAUACCUAUUUUGAAAGAUCGUGAACCCGGCAUGGUGAACCAGCAAGGAUGUGGCAUUCAUGCCAUUGAGCUCAAUCCCUCGAGGACCCUUCUGGCCACAGGUGGACACAACCCCAACAGUCUUGCAAUUUAUCGUCUGUCUACACUUGAUCCUGUCUGUGUGGGAGAUGAUGGACAUAAGGACUGGAUAUUUUCGAUUGCAUGGAUCAGUGAUACUAUGGCUGUUUCUGGUUCCCGGGAUGGUUCAAUGGGUCUUUGGGAAGUCACAGAGGAUGUGUUGUCCAAAAGCGAUGCCAGACAUAACCUCUCUCAAGUUCCUGUUUAUGCCCACAUAACACACAGGGCUCUGAAGGAUAUCCCCAAGGAGAACACCAAUCCUGACAACUGCAAAGUCCGAGCGUUGGCGUUCAACAAUAAGAACAAGGAGCUGGGAGCUGUAUCCCUAGAUGGGUAUUUUCAUCUUUGGAAAGCAGAGCAUACACUAUCAAAGUUACUUUCCACAAAGUUGCCAUACUGCAGGGAGAACAUGUGCUUGGCUUACAGUCAGGAGUGGUCGGUAUAUGCAAUAGGAUCACAGGCACAUAUUUCCUUUCUGGAUCCUAGGCAACCUUCUCACAAUGUAAAAUCCGUCUGGUCCAAAGAACGAGGCAGCGGUAUUCGAUCGGUGAGCUUCUAUGAGCACAUCAUCACAGUGGGAACAGGGCAAGGUUCCUUAUUCUUCUAUGAUAUCAGAGCCCAGAGGUUCCUGGAUGAAAAGCCCCCACGUGCCUGCUAUGGACAGAAGCAGAAAUUAGGAGGAAGUGAAAUUUUGAAGUUGACUACUGGCAAAGGCUGGCUGAGUCAUGAUGAAACCUGGAGCAAUUAUUUUUCUGACAUAAAUUUUUUCCCAAAUGCUGUUUACACCCACUGCUACGACUCGUCUGGAACAAAACUUUUUGUGGCAGGAGGUCCCCUUCCAUCAGGACUUCAUGGGAAUUAUGCUGGUCUCUGGAGCUAAAGAUAACUCUUUAUAAAUGCUGAUCUUUACACAAAUUUCCACUUCUCUUUUCCUUUUUCCACAAAAUUGUGUGAUGCCAUUGGUUUCUGAUUUAAAUGCAAGUUAUUUUUUGGCAGAGUUUUCUAUUGGUCUCCAACAGUUUUGAACAUCUUUUUAAACCAGGUUUUUGCUUUAACCUCCCCAAGCCUUUAUAUGAAGGGUUUUUGAAAUCCCUUUUUAUUGUAUUUACUCCAAAUGACUCUCCCUCCACAUUUAGGAUAUCUUGGCCAUGUGCCCCCUCCCCUACUUUGCUGUGAAGUAGGAUUCCUUUCUUAUAGAGUGGCUGCUCCUGGCCUUUCUGUGAAAGUCUAGGGGAUGCAUGUGUGCAGAUACUUUGUGUCAGUUACAUUACCUGGAAUGAAGACUACUUGUAAUUUAAAAAAAAAAAAUAAGUAUUUAUAAGAGAUAAACUACUACUUUAUCUGCAGAGCCUGGCCCUGGCCUGAUUUUAUUUUUUAAGAGUACAAGUCUAAUGACACUGUUUAUAUCUAAAGGAAUGUGUUAUUUUGAGCUGUACUCAUUGGAGCCCAGGGACAGAUUCCCCAGGGGUAUUGCCCAUGAAGGCCAAACUGCAGAAAUGCAAAAAUUCUCAAAAAUUCAUUUGUCUUGGUAGUUUUUAGCAAUACCAGGAGCAAAAAUUGAUCUUCUGUUCCUUCUCUGCCUGUCCCAGGUAGCAGCUUGCACAACUGGAGUUUGUGUAGGCUGUUGUACAACGUGACUGUUGCAGGGUGAUAUUACAUUUAGGGCCUGCAGAGGUGCUGAGAGGAAAGGGAGUCUAGGGACAGGAGUGCUCUUGUCCUUCAAAAAAUGAAUUUCAAAAAUGAACUAAAUCUACCAAUUUUCCAGAUGAGCCAAGGUUCCUGGCUCAUGGAUUCUUCAUAAACUUCUUGAAACUCAGGACCUUUUUUGUCCUAGGUUGUGGAAACUUUUUCCAUUGCAGUUAUUUUGGUUGGCCAUCUCCUCUAAUAAGCCAAUGGAAUAAAUAAAGUGCUUUUUCCCCAAGGUUAAACAGUGCUUCUUGGACUUACUGCAAGCUAGAAGCUUUCCAUAUAGAAAGGCAACUUGCUGUUAGCUCAUGUUGUACUAGCAUCUGCUGUCAUCCUGCUUGCUAUAGGAGAGGCUUAGUCUUUCCCCAAAUGCCCUCCCGCCUUCUGCAUUCAAACUCCCUUGAACUUCAUAUGGGACCGGGUAUGGAGAACAGGUCUGAUGUCCUUCAGGACCAGCUCUGAAGUAUGUUAAUUUAAGGAUGAUGGUCUUACCUCAUGCUUGGCUAAAAUGCAGGACUCCAGGGUGCUCCUUCUAGACUUUUGGCACCAAACUCAGUUUGUUACUGAUACCUCUCCUCUGCUGGGAUGAAUG